CUAAAGUCCCUUGAGUAGAGUCUGGCAGGACUAAAGUCCCUCAAGUUCUUAUGGGACUUUAGGCAGGAAUUGAACAAUAUGGCGUCAUCUUGCCAGACUCUAUUUUGAGGGACUCUACAUUCGAGUAGUAUUAACUGUAUCUACCACAACACCUACUAUACUCAUCGAAAUACCAAUAAUAACGCAUGAGUGUUUUAAUAAUGUAAUUGUACUACAAUCAUUGUAGGUAGAAAAUAUUAUAUUGCAUUAGAUAACAGUUACUAAAAAUGCAAAGAAAAAGCGAAGUAUGUAUGAAAACUGAAAAAGAAAAUUCAUUGAAGAGCAUUAAUCUUGACAGUUUGAUACGAAUAUCCUGUAAUUGGAUUCCCAUCGAUAGUUCUAAAAAAUUUGAAAAUGUUGUGUCACUCGGUUCAGUUGCUGAUAUUCCAGAUAGAAUGACAUUAGAAGAUAUUGUAGAUGCAGAACGAUGCAUUGAAAUAACACCAAAAUCAUCUGACAGUGAAGCUUGUAACAUAGAAAUAAAAGUUAAAAAUAGACAAAAAAUAAAAUGUAUUGGUAUUGUAUCAGAAGCUUCUGUUUUAGAAAUUUUUCGAGAAAACGGUGAAUAUGCUUUUACUGUAUUUCCUGAAUUAAUAGACGAAUUUCAAGGCUCUACUGUUUAUUACACAAAAAUAGCCUUUAACAUAUCAACGUAUGAAACUAGUAUAAAGUUUACACGGAUCAAGAAUAAUCGUUCUACUAUAUUUUUAUAUGGGAUAAAACUUAUUCUCGAUGAAUCACAAAAUAUUUUUCCACCAAAAAAUUCACAUUUUAAUUCGAUAAUUAAUUUAAUAGCAGAUUCUCUGAAUGACCAUAAAGAGCAUGAAAAAUACGAUAUUAAUACAAAUAAUUGGAAAACUACUCAUCAAAAUGAUAGUUACGAUCCUAAUAUUUUAUUAUAUGUUGAUUUAAAGUUAAAGGAAAUGGAAAAAAGAAUUAUUCAGCGAGUGUGUUUAAUGGAAACAAAUAUUGAGAAAAAAUUAAAUGAAAUACAAAAUUUAUUAAAAUAAUAUACUUAUUAGAAGAAAGAUCGAAUUUAUAGUGGGUAUUUAAUACAUUUACAAAUAUCAUUAUACUAUAUUACUUUUAUUGAUGAUACUUUUAAAAAAUUUUAUUCAGAAAAAGA
Molecule: messenger RNA, 1165 nt
Organism: Chelonus insularis
Lineage: Eukaryota; Metazoa; Arthropoda; Insecta; Hymenoptera; Braconidae
Exons: 4
Coding region: 267-1049 (260 amino acids)
Source: RefSeq, a predicted model, not a curated record